AUGGAUCACGCGCAACUUACUCAGCUUUUAGUUGAUCUUCGCUCAACCAACAAUGAGGUCCGAAAAGCAGCUGAGGCUCAGUAUGAUAGCACUGUUCAGUCUACCCCAGAAUGGAUGAUGCACGCUUUAUCAGAGGUAUGUGCCGCAACUCAGGAUUCAGCCACCUGCGCAAUUGGGCUUGUUUUACUACGGAAGCUUUUUAACCUCCGACCCUCUCCCUUUGAUGGUGCUGAUACCACAACAAAGGAGGCUAUUAAGGCCAGACUACUGCAGAUACUAGGUACAGCAGCGUUUGGAACACAACGAGGAUCGGCCGCGGCAUGUGUUAGCGCUUUGGCUGUGCGCGUUUUUGAACUGCAUCAGGGUUGGAGUGAGCUAUGGAAAAGUAUUUUCGACAUCAUUGGCUCACCUGACUCUCAGGAAGAUCUAAAAGCAGUUUGCUGCGAAAUCAUUUCUGCCACGGCCAGUACAAUGACUAAAUUCUUCGAAGCUCACAUUGAUUUACUUAUUGUUGGCUUACGCAACUGUCUUCAGACGCAGGGUGCUGCCUUGAAUGUAAAGAGUGCUGCAUUUGAGGCUGCUAUUUCCCUCGCAACCCUUGGAUUUAGCACCAAAGUUUCAGCUCUUGUUCCUACUAUGCUGGAAGUUGUGCAGGUGCGGUUAAACGCCAAUGAUUGGGAUAGCGCUGAGGCAUUUACCGCGUCUAUUGUCGAAGGUAUUUCAAACAGCCCUCAACUGUUUGAAGGACACGCAGUGGAAUUGUUAACUGGUAUGAUGCAGGUUGCUGCAACGCCUUCUGUAAGCGCUAAUGCUCGCCACAUGGCUGUGGAAUCUCUUCUUUCAUUUUGUGAGGAGCAGCCGAAGAUUGCUCGCAAGGUUCAACAAUUUCCGACCGCAUUCUUUAACUUGCUUUUUCAAUAUCUCCUCAAUGCCGAAUAUAAUGAUAAUUGGGAUAUCACCCUCGAUGAAGAAGAAGAGGAAUUGGAAGAGCAGAACGACUUCGCUAUCGGUGCGAACGGUCUCGAUCGCAUCACCACCGCGAUCGGCGGCCGAAAGCUGCAAGGCACUGCCCAGAAGAUCUUCACUGAUAAUAUUUUCAGCACCGAAUGGCGGAAUCAGUGCGCAGCUCUCGUGCUCAUUUGCUACACCUCCGAGGGCUUUGUGAACGUCUUCCAAAAGCAAUUGAAGGAGUUGGUGCCUGUCAUACUUUCGUGCGUUAAGAGCGAGGUGAAGUAUGUGCGUUAUUCGAGCUUGGAGUGUUUGGGGCAGAUGUGCCAGGACUUCGGGCCGAAUCUCCAGAUCGAGAUGCACUCGCAGAUGCUUUUGCCGAUCAUUGAAGCGCUACGGGAUCCCAUCCCGCGCGUCGCUGCCAGCGCCGCGCUUUGCUUGAACUCUUUCUUUCAUGAACUCUACGAGCCCGAGGAUGAGGACGACGAGAAUAAUGACCAGUACGUCAAAGAAUUUGAACCCUACGUGAAGCAGUGUUGUAUUGAGGCAGUGAAUCUGAUUCAUAGCACGCAGUAUAUGUUUGUCCGUGAGGCCGCGUUAGGCAUGCUUUCCUCUCUUACCGCUGCUAUGAAGGACAAGCUCACUACCUAUGUUCAUGAUCUCGUUCCCGUUUAUCAGGAAGUGCUUAGGUUGCCUGAUACGCAUGAGGUGAUGAAGUGCAAAUGCAAGGCCAUCGAGUGCGUCACGCUGUUGGCAUCUAGCGCAGGCAAGGAAGUAUUUAAACCCUACGCUCAUGAGAUCUGCACCUAUUUAUCCUCGCUGACUAUGAGCGGGAUAUCAAACGAUGAUCCUCGUUUUCGCUUCGUGUUGCGUGCGUGGACCUGUAUGGUAGAAUGUCUAAAGGAUGAAGUCCUUCCGUAUAUGCAGGGCGUCAUUCCCUUGCUUAUUUCUGUUAUGAACACGAAGUGCGAUUUACAAAUGGAGGAUGUGCAGGUCGGAGGUGAUGAUGACACCAACCCGAACGCUGAAGAAGACGAUAAAAAAGGGAUUGAGCGUAUUCGAGUUAUUGUACCUGGUACUGGCGAAAAAGUUGUCAAGGUGCAUACUUCUCUCAUUGAAGAUAAGGAUUUGGCCAUGAUUAUUAUCAAUGCUAUUGUGACUGAGUUAGGGGAGUCCCUUAGCUCUCAUUUUUACGAAAUUGCUAACAUCGCUGUGGAGCAGCUGAGUUUCCAGGCUAACUCCUCUAUCAGAGAAAACGGUGCGCUUAUUGUGGAUGGUAUUCUUAAGGUUUAUAAGAAGUCCCAAUCCCAGGAAGGUUUGCAGCUUGCGCGGUAUACACUAAACCCUCUUCUAGAAGCUCUUGCCGAAGAGGGAGAGAAGGAUGUGAUGGAAACGUUUAUGAGUAUCCUCGGAACGAUCGUGGAUUCCUAUCCGGAGAUUGUUACCGAGGAAAGCGUUCGCGUGAUUAGUGAGAAGCUUCUUUCUACCUUAACUGUGUUAAUCAAAGAGCGCGCGGAGGUCGUUUCGAAAGUGAGCCAAGAGCAAGAUGAGGACGAAAUCGACAACCUCGAAGAGAUGGAUGAGGAGCUGAAAUCUAGCAUCACCUCCGCCACGGACCUUAUCGGGACCCUUUUGGAGAAAUCUAGUGCGAUCUUCGGGCCGUAUUUCGCGCAGAGCUUUUUGCCUCUCAUCGCCGCAUGGUUGCAGCCGAGCGAGGAUGACUUUAACGUGCAGCGUGGGCAGGUCGUGCUGUGUGAUUUUGUUGAGCAUGCGCCUGCCUUCGUAGCGAGCUCACUCCCUACCAUUCUCUCAACCACUCUGGCCUUCACGAGCACCCGCAAGGAUGAAGAUUUCUUACAAAGCAAUUUUUAUUUAAUCAACCAGCUCGUGCAGUACCUCGGAUUGCAGACAACGCAGGUGGACCCGAGUGUGAAUGGGGCCGACUUCGCCCUUCACGCACAGCGCGCCAUUGUUCCUUACUUCAGCUCUAAUGAAAGUAAAGACCCUAUAUACGAGCACUGCACCUGUAAUGCCGUGAGCGCCUACGUUUCAAUGCUCCAUUACUUCUAUCAGCCUCUCUUGAGCACCCUGACGUCGAUGCUGGAGACAAUCACGACAAACCUGCCGUGUAGUGGUGAUACCAUUGAGGCGAAGCGCGUUCAUGAUCGUUUGAUUUUAUGGAUAACGCAGCAUCAUCCAGUGUUGCAGAACUCCCCAGAAGCUGUUUGGCAGGCAGUGGUUGCGAAGAUAAAGACUGCCGAGGCAGAUUGCCUGUCAGAUGCUGCCAAAGCUCAGUUGAUGCAAUUGUGA
Molecule: messenger RNA, 3258 nt
Organism: Phytomonas sp. Hart1
Lineage: Eukaryota; Euglenozoa; Kinetoplastea; Trypanosomatida; Trypanosomatidae
Source: the annotation of a GenBank genome assembly